AUAACACCAUUGUCGAAAUGGCACCGAAAGCAAGUGGAAAAGCAGUCAAAAAAGCCGGCAAGGCAACGAAGGCCAUUGUGAAGGGAGACAAGAAAAAGCGUAAGCAACGGCGCAAGGAGAGCUAUGCUAUCUACAUCUACAAGGUGUUGAAGCAAGUUCACCCCGACACCGGAGUUUCCUCGAAGGCCAUGAGCAUCAUGAACAGCUUUGUUAACGACAUCUUCGAACGCAUUGCAUCCGAAGCUUCUCGUCUGGCUCAUUACAACAAGCGCUCUACAAUCACUUCCCGCGAGAUACAGACUGCCGUUCGUCUUCUGUUACCGGGAGAGUUGGCCAAACACGCUGUCUCGGAAGGCACCAAGGCUGUCACUAAGUAUACUAGCUCCAAGUAAAUUCAUCUAAU
This is a messenger RNA of Topomyia yanbarensis, 403 nucleotides long. RefSeq names its product histone H2B-like. Gene Ontology annotation, cellular component: nucleosome. Gene Ontology annotation, molecular function: structural constituent of chromatin; DNA binding; protein heterodimerization activity. The record is from RefSeq and is a predicted model, not a curated record. Lineage: Eukaryota; Metazoa; Arthropoda; Insecta; Diptera; Culicidae. Bases 18 to 392 code for a protein of 124 amino acids. The transcript has a single exon.